Molecule: messenger RNA, 1470 nt
Organism: Mesocestoides corti
Lineage: Eukaryota; Metazoa; Platyhelminthes; Cestoda; Cyclophyllidea; Mesocestoididae
Source: the annotation of a GenBank genome assembly
AUGGAAUGGUAUUCUGGUGAUAUAGGCCAGUGCGUACAGAAGGUGAAAUCUGAUAAGGUGCUCCUGUUGGUAUUUUCAAAAGACAAAGAAAAUUCAUUGUCAUCUGAAAUCGCCACAACGCUCAAUGCCGCAAGUAUUACUCGUCAUUGCCGAAAUAUUGUAUGUCUGCAGUUGGAUUCCGAUUCUGCAACUUUUGGUCAAUUUUCAUCAGCCUAUGAGGUACCGUCCCUGCCGUGUAUUCACUUGAUAUCACCAUCAGGAUCUAUUUUGGCGGUGAGAACGUCAAACUUCUCUGAAGACCAGAUUGCAUCAUGGCUUUCACAACAGGUCGUGGCUUAUGAAGAGACUGUCUCAUCUGAUCACAUUGCCACUCCGCAACCAGAGAAAGUACAGAAACAGGAGUCUGAUGAGAGCGAAACCGCAACUAACUCUCCACCUUCUGCUCGGCAAGCAGCAAGUGGCAGCAGCAGUCUGAACGACCGCGUGCAGUAUGCUCGUCAGAAAUUAGAGGAGAAAAGGCAGGCACAGGCUGUGGAGGCAUUUCAGGAAACUCAUGAAGCUGAACUGAAUCGGCGGAGUUUGGGGCACAAAAUAACAGAUUUUAAGCGUCGUCAACAGGAGCAAGAGAUUCGUGAACGCUUAGAAGAACAGAAACGCAAGAAGAUGGAGGACCGAUCGGCGCGCCAACGUAUUCUUGCUCAAAUUGAACAGGAUAGACGUGAUAGGUUAGGGGUUUUGGCGCCGGCCGCAACCCCACCCAAGUCGACAAACUUUGCCUCCACCGCUGCCGUCAAUCCAAAUGAGAUCCGUCUCCAACUGCGCCUACCCGACGGCUCUUACAUAGUUGGUGUGUUUCCAGCCGACGCACACUUGGGCACUGAAGUUAGACAGUACAUUGCCUCUUGUGUCCUGUCGACGCAGGACCCAGAUGCUGUUCCCCUCGAUGACGCUGUACGAGCCUCCUUCGCCUUGGUUCUUGCCACCGGUUUUACCUUCCGUCAGACGCGUCCUAGCCCUCCACGUCAAUUCACCUCCGACGACGAGAACUCCAGAACCCUGCGCGAUCUUGACCUCUGGCCUUCUGCUGUCCUUAUGCUCCAUAGUACCAACUCAACUUCUACAUCAAGAGGCUAUCUCGUAAAAUACCCAGGAAAUGUGAUUUCUAGGACGAUGGAAAUCUUAUGGGGUGGUCUGCGAGGCAUGAGGGACGCGAUUUUCUACCUUGGCAAUGGUCUCGUAUACUUAGGGCAGAGCGCCUGGCAGACGCUCUUCAGAAGUGAUGGGCGCACUGUCGAGAGUAGUUUGCCGGUGUCUCCGACGAACCGCGAAUCCCGUGAACCUAAGCCUGGCCCGGGGGUUUCCGAAACGACUGCUUACAGACGACAGGGCAAAAUCACCCGGUUGUCACAUAUGCCAGAUGACACCGAUGAGCAGGCCAGGUGGAACGGCAACUCAACAACUCAGCUUUGA